ACAGCAGGAUGGCGGGGGCUCUGCUCAGUGCCUUGCUCCUCUUGCAGCUCCUUGGCAGAGGUGAGGGGAAGAAUGAGGAAUUGCGUCUUUACCACCACCUCUUGGACAACUAUGACCCAGGAAGCCGGCCAGUGCAGAAGCCUGAGGACACUGUCACCAUCACCCUCAAAGUCACCCUGACCAACCUCAUCUCACUGAAUGAGAAAGAGGAGACCCUCACUACCAGCGUCUGGAUUGGAAUCGACUGGCAUGAUUACCGACUCAACUACAGCAAGGACGACUUUGGGGGUGUAGAAAUUCUGCGGGUCCCUUCAGAGCUCGUCUGGCUGCCUGAGAUUGUGCUGGAAAACAAUAUCGACGGCCAGUUCGGCGUGGCCUAUGCCGCCAACGUGCUGAUUUCCGACGGCGGCUACGUGAGCUGGUUGCCCCCGGCCAUCUACCGCAGCACCUGCGCGGUUGAGGUCACCUACUUCCCCUUCGACUGGCAGAACUGCUCGCUCAUUUUCCGCUCUCAGACGUACAAUGCUGAAGAGGUGGAGUUUGUCUUUGCCAAGGACAACGGUGGUGAGGCCAUCAGCAAGAUCGAUAUCGACACUGAGGCCUAUACCGAGAAUGGCGAGUGGGCCAUCGACUUCUGCCCCGGCGUGAUCCGCCACCACAACGCUGGCUCCGCUGAUGGCCCGGGGGACACUGACGUCCUCUACUCGCUCAUCAUUCGCCGGAAGCCGCUAUUCUACGUCAUUAACAUCAUCGUGCCCUGCGUGCUCAUCUCGGGCCUAGUGCUGCUCGCCUACUUCCUGCCGGCCCAGGCCGGUGGCCAGAAAUGCACUGUCUCCAUCAACGUCCUGCUUGCCCAGACCGUCUUCUUGUUCCUAAUUGCCCAGAAAAUCCCAGAGACGUCUCUGAGCGUGCCGCUACUGGGGAGGUACCUCAUUUUCGUCAUGGUGGUUGCCACACUCAUUGUCAUGAACUGCGUCAUCGUACUCAACGUGUCUUUGCGGACGCCCACCACUCACGCCAUGUCCCCGCGGCUGCGCCACGUCUUACUGGAGCUGCUGCCGCGUCUCCUGGGCUGGGGCCUGCCCCCUGAGGUUCCCCCGGCUGCCUCGCCCCCAAGGCGGGCAUCGUCCCUGGGCCUACUGCUCCGCGCGGAGGAGCUGAUACUGAAAAAGCCGCGGAGCGAGCUUGUGUUUGAAGGGCAGAGGCACCGUCACGGGACCUGGACCGCUGUCCUCUGCCAGAGCCUCGGCGCCGCCGCCCCCGAGAUCCGCUGCUGUGUGGAUGCUGUGAACUUUGUGGCCGAGAGCACCCGAGACCAGGAGACCACUGGCGAGGAAGUGUCCGACUGGGUGCAGAUGGGGAAGGUCCUUGACAACGUCUGCUUCUGGGCUGCUCUGGUGCUCUUCCUUCUCGGCUCCAGCCUCAUCUUCCUCGGGGCCUACUUCAACCGAGUGCCCGAACUGCCCUACCCGCCGUGUAUGUAGAGCUGAGCCCGCAGCCGCAUUCCCACCAUCUCCAGGAGGAAAGAGAUCUUGAGGAAUAAGUUGCUGCUACUGCUUUUGUGAGCCUUUCCCCCUGCUGAUAAAUCUGUCUUCUGUAAACUUCCCAA
Molecule: messenger RNA, 1609 nt
Organism: Camelus dromedarius (Arabian camel)
Lineage: Eukaryota; Metazoa; Chordata; Mammalia; Artiodactyla; Camelidae
Gene: CHRNE
Product: cholinergic receptor nicotinic epsilon subunit
Exons: 12
Coding region: 9-1484 (491 amino acids)
Biological process (GO): chemical synaptic transmission; monoatomic ion transmembrane transport; nervous system process
Cellular component (GO): neuron projection; postsynaptic membrane; plasma membrane
Molecular function (GO): transmembrane signaling receptor activity; acetylcholine-gated monoatomic cation-selective channel activity
Source: RefSeq, a predicted model, not a curated record